AUGGCUAGCAUGUACUAUUUGAUUCUAAAGGAUUUUAUGAGUGUAAAUAUAUCCUUCAUCAUGAAGCUCGGAACUGGACUCAGCAUAAUGAUUUCAAAAAGGAACCCGUCUUUGUUCACUACAUUCGCUCUGCUCUCUUGUGGAUAUGUGAUGAGCUCUUAUAAAGAGAUCAGAUCAAAUGUUUUGCAUACACUAAAUCGUGCACGAUUCACUGUGUCUGUAGAAUCUUUCCUGAGUACAGGUGUGAUGGAUGCAUUCGAAAAUUCCCAGUUUGAAAGAGGGAAAUUUAAAGGAAAACAUUUUCAGUUCGCCUUGGAAAACCACAGACCUAUUGUUCUUGGUACAUCUCUCUUUAUCUCUAACAUGCACAUACAAAAUCCUUUUACAGAAGGCAUCCACACGUGGUUUUGUUUUACUAUAGUUGAGAUUGGUAGACCACGAUUUAAAGAUGCAUUCCAAGAUCCCAAUUCAUAUCUUACUUUGGAACCAAUUUUUGAGCAAGAACGAUAUAUCGUGACCUAUCAAUCAAAGUCUGAUGAUAUACUAAAAGCAGCUUUUCAUGCUCAUGUGCUUCUUCAUAUCAUUUGUUCCUCCAAUCAGAAUUCACCCAAAUCUAGAAUACGAGAUCAUGAUCUUUCAGUUGUAUCCCCUAAGUUUGGUGAUCUUAAGUCUCAUAUUGCAGAAUCAUACAAAAUGGUUUUAGCUCUAUAUGGGCCUUUCAAAAACAAAGCUAAAGAACAGGGGUGGGUAAUGUCGAAAUCACUGCUUAACCCGGGCAGAGCUCGA
Molecule: messenger RNA, 786 nt
Organism: Striga asiatica
Lineage: Eukaryota; Viridiplantae; Streptophyta; Magnoliopsida; Lamiales; Orobanchaceae
Source: the annotation of a GenBank genome assembly